Molecule: messenger RNA, 1701 nt
Organism: Cannabis sativa
Lineage: Eukaryota; Viridiplantae; Streptophyta; Magnoliopsida; Rosales; Cannabaceae
Exons: 6
Coding region: 578-1594 (338 amino acids)
Source: RefSeq, a predicted model, not a curated record
UAUACUUACUUGCUCAUAAAGUUAUACCCAUAGUAGAUAUGAAGAUGAUCUUGGAAGAUUUUUCUUCUAGUCAACUUGUAAAAACCAAAAGAUUCCCUGUUAAAGGGCUUAAAGUUUUAACACGAUUUCAAUCAAGAAAUUAUAUGGCUUUCAAAAAGAGAAUAGAGUUUCAAUGAAGCAACAAAAGAUUGUUGUACCUUUUUGCUGUUGAAGCACUAUAACGGCUGCGUUAAUAUAUUCUGAGAUAUUUUCUAAUACGCAAGCUAAUAAUAUGUGUUUAUAUACAAUUAUUAUUGUAUAUAAAUAUAAUUAUAUAUUCAUGGAAAAAGCUGAACACAAAGGAAAAGAAUGUAUACUUUUCUUCACCACAGAAGCUUAAGCUGCAAGUCAGGACUUGCAUGCAACGCAUUACCCAAACUUGGCUCUUUCCCUCUACCGCCACACUAGUAUAAUAAUAGCCUAUUACCUGCUAUAUCAACCUAACCAUAGUUCUCAUUUCAGAUAAAUAUUAAACACCUGCUUAUGGAUGAUGCCAUGUACAUAAGAAAGAAGUUCCACACCAAGCUUUGUUUCAAGAAUGGAUAAUUUGUUUAGGCAAACAAGAGUAAGAUUUUCAGGAUUCGGGCAGGACAAGAACGAAGGGUCUAGUAGCAGCAAAGACCUAACUAUACCAGUCCAGAAAACUAUAACUUUUAAAGAUAGAAAGAAAGAUCAGAACUGGUUCAGGAGACAAUUCAGUAAGCAAAUGAAUCAAGAUAAUGAUUCUAACGAUAUUGACCGUGCAACUGCUGUGGCAGCUGCUGCAUAUGCCAUUAGCUCACUCAAAGACUUAGGUCUCCCAUAUCAAAGAGAACAACCUGAAACAUCUAAGAUAUCAAGCAAAGGCAAGAAAGAGUCAACACUUUCGAUCCAGGAACCUGGUAGAGCUUCAAAAAGUUUCUCUGGUAAAGGUACAAUGAAAAGUUCAGAAAACCCAGACAGCAUGGUGCCAGCAACUGCUGCUACCCAUACAAAAAAACCAGAAAAAACCUUGCUCCCGGCCCCUUCAUUUAGAAAGACUGGAUCAACGCUUGAGAUGGAACUUAGCGGCAGUUCUAAAGUUGGAAGGACAGCAUCAAAAACAGAGGUAGCUGCCAAACCACUACAUGAUAAGCAGCCGAGCCACAGAUAUGACACUGGAACUUCAACAUCAAAAUCUGAUUUGCCCACCACAGUGAAACCACCGCCUCAACCAAAGAGACAAAGCUCAACAGGGCCUGGAAUGAGGAAAGCUCAAGCAGAUGCUUGGGAAGAAGCUGAGAUGGCGAGAGUCCAAGAAAGGUAUGAUAAGCAAAUGGCGACUAUACUUGACUGGGAGCAGAAAAGGAAGGAGAAAGCCAAACGCCACGCAGUAAAAUCAGAGGGAAAAUUGGAGGAAAAAAGAGCAAAAGCUUUAAAAAAGUACCGCACGGAGAUGGAAUAUAUAGAUCAAGUUGCAGGGGGAGCAAGGGCAAAGGCAGAAGAAAAAAAGAGGAAGGACCAAUUAAAGGUGAAGGAAAAAGCUGAUACAAUCAGAAGAACAGGAGCACUUCCAAAAACAUGUUUCUGCUUUUGAAUGACACAUAUUAUGUAACCUGGAAUACUUUCAAGCAUCAAAAAUAAACAAUGUAGAUAUUUCCUUACAUCACUUUACUCGAAAUGAAACAACAGUGAGAUGACAAA